AGGACGGCUAUUGUCUUAUUUAAAUUCUGCAAGAAGAUUUAAAUACAAAAAUAUGGCAUCAACAAUCGGUGAAAAGCAGCUAAGCUCAGGAUACCGGCUAUCGCACCCGCCUGCUGGUGAGGAAGUCUGCAUCACCGGCAUAUCCGGAUGCUUCCCGGACUCUGAUUCCGUCAUGCAUCUACAGGAGAACUUAUUCAAUAAGGUGGAUCUGAUUACUGAUGACAACCGUCGAUGGGAACACGAUCACCCCGAAAUCCCUCAACGUACUGGGAAGAUCAACAAUGUGAACAAGUUCGACGCCUCCUUCUUUGGGGUCCACUACAAGCAAGUUCACACCAUGGAUCCCAUGAGCAGGAUCCUAUUGGAGAAAACUUACGAAGCUAUUUAUGAUGCUGGUAUAAAUCCAAAUGACUUGCGAAAUACUAAGACAGGAGUUUUCAUUGGUAGCUGUUUUUCUGAAUCUGAAAAGACUUGGUUCUACGAGAAGAUGCACGUUAACAAUUACGGCGUUAUUGGAUGCUGUCGUGCUAUGUUAGCAAACCGCAUCUCGUACUGGCUUGGAUUGACCGGUCCGUCGUACACCUUGGACACGGCCUGUUCAAGUACACUGUACGCUCUUGAGCACGCCUUCAAAGCAAUCCGUGAAGGGUAUUGCGACUCUGCCAUUGUAGGCGGGGCUAAUUUGUGCAUUCAUCCUUUUGUAUCACUGCAGUUUUUCAGAUUAGGUGUAUUAUCAGUCGAUGGUGUUUGCAAGAGUUUUGACAAUAAAGCAAAUGGUUACGCUCGCUCAGAGACUAUCGCUGUUUGUUAUCUACAGAAAGCAAAGGACUCAAGAAGAGUAUAUGCCCAAGUGGUCCAUACGAAGACGAACUGUGAUGGUUACAAGGAGCAAGGCAUUACCUAUCCAUCUGGGCAAAUCCAAAAGUUGCUCCUCAGCGAGUUUUAUGAGGAUUGUGGUGUAGCGCCUUCCAGUUUGGAUUUCGUUGAAGCUCACGGGACAGGUACUCAGAUCGGUGAUCCUGAAGAGUUGAUAGCCAUUGAUGAGAUCUUCUGCACCGGCCGAUCUGAGCCGCUCAUGAUUGGCUCAGUCAAGUCUAAUUUGGGACACACCGAACCUUCUUCAGGUCUUUGUUCGAUUGCUAAGAUGUGUAUAGCAUAUACCACUGGAUUGAUUCCACCAAAUCUGCAUUACGAAACACCCCGACAAGGUAUCGCUGCAUUAUCUGAAGGUCGCCUCCAGGUCGUAACUGAGAAGCAACCCUGGAACAGGGGACUGAGUGGUAUUAGUAGUUUCGGCUUCGGUGGCGCGAAUGCUCAUGUACUCUUGAAAAAUAUAGCUUCUGAAAAGGUCAAUAAUAGUCUUCCGGCUGAUGCAUUGCCCCGCCUAGUUUGUGUCUCUGGUCGCACUAAGUCAGCUGUAGCCAAGAUUUUUAAUGAUUUGGAGUCCAGGACAGUAGAUGUUGAACAAGUGAGAUUGUUUCAUGCUAUACAUGAUAAAAAUAUUGAAGGACAUCUUUUUAGAGGAUUUACAUUGUUGGGAUCAACGCCGACCAAAAGCAUAUCAAUAGCCCGUGAUAUUAACUAUUUCUCUGGAGUCCGUCGACCAAUUUGGUUUAUAUAUUCCGGCAUUGGAUCACAGUGGCCCACCACUGCUAUGCAACUUAUUAAAAUCCCGGUCUUCGCUGCUGCUAUUAAGAGAUGCCAUAAAAUAUUAAAGCCGAAAGGGAUAAACUUGAUCAAAAUAAUUACGGAAUCCAAUCCCAAGAUUUAUAAUAACGUACUGAACUCCUUGAUUGGCAUUGUAGCAAUUCAGAUCGGUCUUACUGAUGUUUUAAAAACUGUAGGCAUUUUGCCUGAUUAUAUCAUUGGACAUGGUUUUGGCGAGUUGGGUUGCGCAUACGCAGACGGUUGCUUAACAACUGAUCAGACGAUCUUAGCUGCGUAUAGCCAGGGGCUGGCACUUACCGAAACUAAGCUCCUCAAAGGAUGUAUGGCUACUGUUGGCCUUGGUUACGAUCAGAUUAAGUCGAUGUGUCCACCCGAAAUAGAAGUGGCUUGUCGCGACAGCCCCAGCUCUAGUACCUUAUCGGGCCCAGCUGAUAUCAUGAAGAGCUUCAUUACAAAGUUGUCUGCUCAAGGAAUAUCCGUCGAAGAAGUUCCGUGCUCCAAUGUAGCUUUCCAUUCGCGUUACGUCGCUGAAGCUGGUCCCAAAAUUCAAAAGUAUCUCAAAGAAGUCAUCCCAUCACCAAAAUCCCGUUCUCAUCGCUGGAUAUCCACAUCAGUUCCUCAAAGCCAGUGGAAGAAUCCCAAUGUGGAGCUGUCUUCUGCUGAAUAUCACACGCAUAGUCUUUUAAGCCUAGUUCUUUUUGAAGAGAACUGUCAACUAAUUCAAGACAAUGCUAUCACUAUCGAAGUGGCUCUACAUGGAUCUCUUCAUACUGUUCUAAGACAAUCUCUUAAGAAGAACAUUACUGACAUAGCUCUAACUCGAAAGAGCGAUGAAGAUAAUGUGCAGGGACUGCUUAUAGCGCUCGGAAGACUGUACAAUUUGGGACUAAACCCGCAGCUCGCUAACGUCUAUCCCCAUGUGUCCUUCCCCGUAUCGCAGGGCACACCUUACCUGGCACAUUUAGUGGAAUGGGAGCAUAAUGAAGAUUGGUUCGUGGCUUCGUACAAUACUGAGGAGAAAAUAACGAUAGGGGAACGUGAUGUUAACGUGUCUGUCGCCGGUGAAGAAAAUGAAUAUUUAUCAGGCCAUGUUAUCGAUGGUCGCAACUUGUAUCCGGCUACUGGGUACCUAGUGCUCGUAUGGGAGACACUUGGUAAGAUGAUAGGAAAGCUAUUUGAUAAGUUGUCUGUGGUAAUCGAGAACGUUCGCUUUCAGAGGGCUACAAAUAUUCCUCAGGACGGAUCCAUAACGUUCAUUACUACGAUACACAAAGCAAGCGGAGAUUUUGAGAUUACAGAAAGUGGGGCAACUAUUGUAACUGGCCGUGUAUAUGUAAAGGAAAACGUGGCACAAGAUUACCAUAUGCUGCCAAAGCUCCCUGAUAUGACCGGCCCUAAUAUCAGACAUGUGCUCACUAAAGACUUCUAUAAGGAAUUGAGACUUCGAGGCUAUCAGUACAGCGGAUUAUUCCGUGGAGUAAUGGGUUGCAACGUUGAAGGCACUCGAGGUCGGCUCGCCUGGGUCAAUAACUGGGUCACAUUCAUGGACUGCAUGCUGCAGCUCAAGAUCAUCGGCCAAGACACCCGCGGCCUCUUCGUGCCCACCAGGAUUGAGAGACUGACAAUUGAUGUGGACUUACACUACUACGUUUUGUCAAAAAUGAAUUCAAAUUCCAAAAAAUGUACACUUGAAAUUCGUAACUAUCCUGAUAUUAAUGUUAUCAGGUCGGGAGGUAUAGAAAUCCGUGGUGUGCGUGCGACGCCGAUUUACAAGAGACCACCAUUAGGCGAGCCUGUGUUAGAGAAGAACGUGUUUAUUCCAAAUUUCGGAAAGAACACGAUGAAGACUGAAGAUUGCCUCCGUGCUAACAUUCAGCUGAUCCUUGAGAACAUACCAACCUAUAAAGUUAAGACCAUUGAGUUUGUUGAUGAAGAAUAUAAAAGUAAUGGUCUGCAGCCAAUAAUAGAACAGAUUGGUGAAAUUCUUGCUGAUUUGCCGUUAGUACAAUCGGAGUUGUUAUUAAUAUCAGACGAACCGAUUGUAAUGCCAUCUACUAUAACUGUAGAAAAAAAGAAGCUCAGUGGAGAGUCUAACGCAGUGUUGUUCAUAGGAGCUAAUCUAUUGAAGAGGAACAUGAUAUUAAAUGAAGCAGCAGCUACUCUUCGCGACAAGUGCUUUAUUAUAAGCCGUGAGAAAGAUCGCCCAGAAUCCAACGAACAAUCUGACGAGUAUGAGUUAAUAACUGUCCAACACGUUGGAACAGAAUACAUAGUGCUUUUGAGAAAACGUGUAAUGAAAGUCCAGAAAUAUGAGUGUAUUCAAAUAGAAGCAAGAGAUGAAAAUUUCUCUUGGGUGGAAAAAGUGCAAGAGAAACUAAGAAUGGGGCAAAGAAUAAUAUUGUACAGUCAGGGAGAAUUCAUCAAUGGACUUCUUGGUUUUGUCAAUUGUCUAAGAAGAGAGUCAGGCGGUGAAAUUGUUAGAGCCUUUUUGGUCUCUGAUCCCACUGCUCCUAAUUUUAAUCCAGAAUUAAAGUUUUUUAAAGACCAAUUACAAAAAGAUUUAGCAAUAAAUAUUUAUCAGGAAGGUCAAUGGGGCACUUAUCGUCACUUGCUGCUCGGAAAAUUAGACACAGUUCAUGCUGACCACGCAUUUGUUAAUACUUUGACUGUUGGAAAUCUAUCAACACUAACUUGGAUGGAAGGUCCAAUCAGAAAAGAUAAGGCUUUCAAAAAUCCAGAUAAUGUACUUGUACAAGUGUACUGCGCGGCUGUGAACUUCCGUGACGUGAUGACAGCAUCUGGCCGCGUGACGCGGGACGCUGUCGCUCGCGGAAGACUUGCACAAGAGUGCGUGCAAGGAUUAGAAUUGGUUGGACUAACACCGAAUGGUUCUCGGGUUAUGUGCAUUGUGAAGAAUUCCGGUCUGGCCAACAUGGUAAAAGCUGACAAGAACCUUUCUUGGAAUAUUCCUAAAGAGUGGAGCUUUCAAGAAGCGGCCACCGUGCCUAUUACGUACCUCACUGUCUACUGCUCCAUAGUUAUAGUGGGUCAGAUCCAGCGCGGAGACUCGAUUCUGAUCCACGCGGGUAGCGGCGGCGUGGGGCAGGCUGCCAUCAGCGUGGCGCUUUACUAUGGCUGCGAGGUCUUCACCACUGUUGGUACACCGGAGAAGAGAGCACUCAUCAAGAAACUGUUCCCUCAACUCAAAGACAGUCAUAUUGGAAACUCCCGAGACACGUCGUUCGAGCAAAUGAUUUGUAAAGAAACAAACGGCAAAGGUGUGGACGUAGUGCUCAACUCACUCUCGGAUGACAAACUUCAUGCAUCUGUAAGGUGUCUUGCCUACAGAGGCCGAUUCCUCGAAAUUGGGAAGUUUGAUAUCAACAACAACACGCUACUUGACGUCGCUCCCAAGGAAACUUCAUUCCACGGCAUUAUGUUGGAUGACAUUUUUGACCAACCCCCUGAAAAUAUAAAGAGGGUGCAUGAGCUUUUGCUUACCGGCAUUGCGUGUGGAGUUGUUCGCCCUUUAACGUACUGCAUAUUUGAAAAGAAUGAAAUUGAAUCUGCAUUCCGAUAUAUGGCUGCUGGGAAACAUAUCGGGAAGUUGCUCAUUAAAAUCCGGGACGAAGAGCAAAGUGACGUGCCCGUGAGACCAACGUGUAUUCCUAUUGAAGCUGUUCCCAGGUAUAUGUGCCAUGAAGAAAGUGUAUACAUCAUUGUGGGUGGUUUAGGAGGGUUCGGUUUAGAAUUAGCGGACUGGUGCAUCUUGAGAGGCGCCAGAAAGGUUUUACUAACAUCUCGCAGGGGUGUCAGCAAUGGUUACCAAUCCACUAAACUAAGGAGUUGGGCAUCAUAUGGAGCUGAUGUUCGAAUCUCUACUCAUGACGUUACAACUGAAGCCGGAUGCGAAGAAUUACUCAAGAUGGCCAACGAAAUGGGUCCUGUUGAAGCCAUCUUUAACCUUGCUGUAAUUCUUAAGGAUGCUGUAUUUCAGAACCAAACGUCCGAAUCGUUUAAAAUAUCAUUUGGACCAAAAGCUCUGGCUACUAUGCAUUUAGAUAAACUCUCAAGGAAAUUAUGUCCGAGUCUGAAAAACUUCGUAGUAUUCUCAUCUGUAUCGUGUGGACGCGGUAACGCCGGGCAGACCAAUUACGGUCUUUCCAACUCCGUGAUGGAAAGAAUCUGUGAACAAAGAAAAAAGGAUGGAUUGCCUGCACUAGCCAUACAAUGGGGUGCUAUUGGUGAUGUUGGUCUCGUAGCUGAUAUGCAAUAUGAAGAUGUGCAACUAGAGAUUGGGGGUACUCUGCAGCAACGCAUAUCAUCGUGUUUGUUGGCUUUGGACAAGUUCUUGAAGCAAGAUGAACCUAUAGUCUCAUCUAUGGUUGUAGCUGAGAAAAAAGCUGGCAGUUCCAACUGCGGAAACAUUGUGGAGGCUGUAGCUCAGAUUAUGGGAAUUAAGGAUCUGAAAACAGUGUCACGACAAAUCCCUCUAGCUGAAUUAGGCAUGGAUAGCAUGAUGGCUGUGGAGAUAAAACAGACUCUUGAGAGAGAGUUUGAAAUUUUCCUCACUGCUCAGGAUAUCAGGACGCUAACUUUUGCUAGAUUAUUGGAACUAUCAGCACAAAGCGAUAACGCGCCGUCUACAUCAGUAGCCACACGAGUACAAAACGACGCUGCUGUUGGUAUGAGAAUAUUUUUUAGGAAUUUUGGUGAAGAGAAAUUUGCAAAUGAACCACUUAUCCACAUGCCAACUUUGAUUAGUAAUGAAACAGGGGAAAAAGAAGCAACACAUGCGACAGAGAAUGUAAUGUUCAUGCUGCCAGGAUUAGAAGGUUGCGCUGCAGCCCUGGAGCCGCUGUCCCGUAGCCUCAAGAUCAAAGUGUGCGUGUUGCAGCUCGGAACUGAGCAUAGGAAUGAGAAUUGUGAACAGAUGGUGGACAGACUGUAUCAGUUGGCGAUAUCUAGACUGGUACCUGGUACUAAAUUUUGGCUUCUUGGAUACAGUUUUGGAGCCAUGCUUACGUUAGAUUUAGCUGCAAAACUGGAAAGACGAGGUGUCACUGGAACAGUAUUCUGCUUAGACGGUGCUCCUGAUUUCCUUCUGUCUCUUGCUGCUGCUGUAAUAAAUUAUAAGAAUGACUUCCAACUGCAGAACAGCCUUAUUUGUAAGACAAUCGAUAUCGUAUCACCAAAUAAUGAAAUUACUGAUACCCUGAUGGAGAAGCUUAACAAAAUAGAGGACUAUGAUGAAAGAAUCAAGUAUAGUAUCAGCGUGUUGCCUGUGCAGACUAAUUACUCUAAUGAAUUUAUUGCAUCAAUAGCUAAGGUGUGUUUCGACCGUAUGAAAGUUGUAAUCAAUUAUGAUACUACGAAUGUUAAGAAGCUAAAAUCACAGAUUGUACUUUUGAGGCCAAGAGAAACACCUCCAUUUGUAGUUUGCGAAGACAAUUAUGGCCUCGACAAGUUUAGCGAGAGCCCUGUCACCGUACACUUUUUAGAUGGUAACCAUGUCAGUAUCAUUGAAAAUAAAAACGUAGCUGAUAUUAUUAAUAAUGUUAUUUAUAAUUCUUAACGAUGUGUAAAAUAGAAAAGUGUUAACUCAAAUCAUAUUUAUGCUCUUGAAAAUGGUUUGAAGAUACAUACCUGUUAUGUCUGUCACGAAGUUUUAAAGGUUAAAUUUAUUUAUUUUGUAUAAUUUGCAUUUUUGUAGUAUGUAAUUAUGGAACUUUAUAUGAUGAUCAUGAAUUUUUUAAUGACAUUAAAUUAAAUUGGAAUUUAUUGGCUGUAGGUUAUAAUAUUUAUUGCCUGUUUAUAAUUUGUAUUCGUUGUAAAUUGUCAUAUUUUAGAAUAUAUUAUAAAGAGUCUGCAAGGCGUAGUGUAGGAGAAAAUAGGGAGUUCAUUGUUACACGCUAGAACCGGAAUGAUCGCGCAUUGAACAAUUUCAGAGGAGUUUCCUCCGUACGCUUUGGUUGUGGAUUGAGUUCUCUGUUGAGGUUUUUACUAGAGACUGUAGUAUGGGGUCGUUCAAAAAGAGUGUUUUAAGAUAUAGCAGCAUCAAUAUGCUAUAGUGACCGUAUACCAUCAGGCGGGUCGUACACUGUUUGCCACCUUUGUGGUAUAAAAAAAUUAUAUUAUACUUAUAAUAUCAAAUACCUAUAUAUAAUUUACUGUGAG
Galleria mellonella (greater wax moth) is the source of this 7845-nucleotide messenger RNA. Its product is annotated as fatty acid synthase-like. Gene Ontology annotation, molecular function: fatty acid synthase activity; oxidoreductase activity; phosphopantetheine binding. NCBI's taxonomy places the organism in Eukaryota, Metazoa, Arthropoda, Insecta, Lepidoptera, Pyralidae. Gene Ontology annotation, biological process: fatty acid biosynthetic process. The record is from RefSeq and is a predicted model, not a curated record. The transcript is spliced from 41 exons. Bases 53 to 7243 code for a protein of 2396 amino acids.